AUGUCAACCUCCACAGCCACACACAUCCACGCAACUUGGAACCGGGGAGCCGAGACUGCCGGGGCCGACUCUUCGCAAUCAACCUUGGCAAUGGAACAGGUAGCUUCUUUGAACCCAGAUGACUCAUUGGCUCCGGCACCGAAGCGUCGGAAGCUCCGCAAGGGCACUUCGAGCUGUUGGGAGUGCAAACGCCGCAAGGCUCGAUGCUCCUUUUCCACAGCUGACGGAGCAAUAGAUGGCGUUUGCCAUGGCUGUAAGCUGCGUGGCACACCCUGCAUUCCACAGGACCUCCCAGAUCAGCCAGCGCCCGGUGGGAGCAAUCGCCAUCUUGUGGACAGGCUGGCCCAAGUCGAAGCCCUGGUUGGUCGUCUUGUCCAGGCCGCUGACCAGAACCAACAAGGAGAUUCAUCAUCAUCGCCACCCAAGAGGCUACAACAACCCUCUCUACCUGCGGUUAUUGGCGACGAAAUACCACCGUUCUUGGCUGAUUAUCCCUUUCUGUUUCCCCCUGACUAUUCUGGGAUAGAAACCUCCUUAUUUACUGCUAGGGAAGAGCAAAGCCAUGUUCAUACAACAAGGCCAAGCAUUACUCAAACAACUAUAGCAGUAUCAGCUAAAGAAGAUGCCCCUUCGACGGAAAAUUCUGUGACUUCACCAGGUAAAUAUGAUUCCGUGUGCCGGGAGCUUCUCUCUGUAUGGCCAGCGGCACGAGACAUGGAAAUCAUUCUCGGCGCCCCUGUUCACACUUCUGCUAUGAUGCGCGGCGCAAACCUCACCCGGCCUGUCAAUGUCAACCUCCCAGAGAUGGAACUGCCAUCACCUGAGACGUUGCUUGAGUUACCGUCGCCUUCAUCUCAUCCGGUGUUGAUCGCUCGGAAACUCCUCCUCCUAGCUACAUUCCUCCAAGGCAUACCGCCGGCAUCCUGGGAGCAUCUCGGAAAUCUCAGGGUAAGCCGCCAGGAACUCAUGAUCGGUGCCGUUUCCAAGGCCCACCACCUCGUAACCUCCAAUGACGAGCUGGUCGCAUCGAUCGAGGGCAUCGAAUGCCUUAUGCUUGAGGGCCUCUACGAAUCCUACUCUGGCAGCCUCCGACCAUCAUGGCUUGCGACACGCCGUGCCGUGACCAUUGCCCAGAUGCUGGGCCUCCACCGAGGUGCCAGACCAACGUCCUUGAGGAGUGCGACCUUCAAACCUGAUCACGUCUGGUUCCGGCUGGUCCAGCUUGACCGCUAUCUCUCCAUCAUGCUCGGGUUACCGCCCAUAUCUGUUGACGACAGUUUCGCCAAGCCAGAUAUCCUGGACACUUGCACACCCGAGGAGCGAAUGCAGCGUCUAAACUGCGCGGCUGCAGGACACAUCCUGCGUCGCACGCCCACAGAUGCGUUAGACCCGGCCAAGACGAAGGAGAUUGAUAAACUACUCCAGGACUCGUCGGCAUCUUUGCCGCCUCAAUGGUGGCUAACCCCUACUUUAUCCUCGAGUCACGGCCAGAUGGACACGAUCCGCGAUACCCUGCGCUUCAACGGCCACUUCAUGCACUAUCAUAUGCUCCUUCACUUGCAUCUCCCGUACCUCCUACCCCUGGAGAGCUCACGCGACUACGAGUAUAGCCGCAUGGCUGCCAUCUCUGCCAGCCGCGAGAUCCUGUCCAGGAUCGCCAGCUUUCGCACUUUUCGACCAACUGGGUAUUACUGUCGCGGUGUAGAUCUUCUCGCCUUCCUUGCCUGCACGGCACUUGGGCUUGCUCACAUUUGUGAUCAUGGCCGGAGGAGUACAGGCGAUGGGGAGUUCCCUUUCCUCGUUCACCAGCGGUUGAGCGAUCGCGGUCUGCUACAACACACACUGCAAUACAUGUCAGAUAUGGCACGUAUAAACGACGAUGCCAUUGGAUUAAUGGUGGCCACCUUACUCGAGCAUCUCCUAGCCAUCGAGGAGGAUGCAGCAGCCGGAUCGAGUUACAUUGUGACUUCGUGCAUGGACUCUGAUAUAGACAGAGAGGAAGGGACCGGCGGUAGUCAUUUCAAACUAAGUCCAGAUGGUUCCGUACUGACCAUUCAUCUUCCCCAUAUAUGGGUCGUGAAGAUCGAGCGCGGUCCUGGUCAAAGCGGACGACUCCCGACCAAAACAAGCCGUACUUCCAACUCGGCAUCCCAGCCUGCGGAAUCUACGACUCAACCUCGACCAACCUCAAACCAAGCUCGGGAAGUGCAUCAAUCUAAACUGCCUGACAGUACCUUCUUGCAAAACCCUUGUUUGGCGCAACUCAUGCCCUUUGUCACGCGCGAUCAUCUUGCUAAGGCAUCUCAAGGAACUGAAGAUGGAAGCUUGGGCUUUUUAUUACCGAUCCAGGAGCUAAAUGAGAACGAAGGUGUGGUUGAGGAUAUUGAUGUAUCGUUCUUUAAUAGCUUCAUUCAGGAGAUGCCAGUUUAG
Messenger RNA from Clonostachys byssicola, 2430 nucleotides. NCBI's taxonomy places the organism in Eukaryota, Fungi, Ascomycota, Sordariomycetes, Hypocreales, Bionectriaceae. The record is from the annotation of a GenBank genome assembly.